Molecule: messenger RNA, 4277 nt
Organism: Xyrichtys novacula (pearly razorfish)
Lineage: Eukaryota; Metazoa; Chordata; Actinopteri; Labriformes; Labridae
Source: the annotation of a GenBank genome assembly
UGGAUUGUAGACAAACUGGAUCCCCCCUCCCUCCUCUCUCACAGCUCACUCCACUCUGCACUCUCACUUCCUUGUUUCCUUCCCUGCCUUCCUUCCUCCCCCUCAGAUCUACAGCCUAAAGGUUGGGUGUAACCGCUGUGUGCUGAGCUGAUCCUGCUGACUGACACAUGUUGUUGAGAUCAGAGCUCAGACUAGUUUCACUUCUCAGGAAAUAAAUCUCAGUCAGUCGUCGUCGACAGCGAGUGUUGAAAUGGCGCAGAAAGGAGUUCAUCUGGACCGUGAGUCUUUCUCUUGUUCCAUCUGUUUGGAUCUUCUGAAGGAUCCGGUGACUGUUACCUGUGGACACAGCUUCUGCAUGAGCUGUAUUCAAUCCUACUGGGAUACUGAGGCUGAGAAGAGGAUCUACAGCUGUCCUCAGUGCAGACAGACCUUCAUACCGAGGCCUGUCCUGAAGAAAAACACCAUGUUAGCAGGUUUAGUGGAGGACCUGAAGAAGAGCGGACUCCAAGCUGCUCCUGAUGGUUCCUCUGAGGCUGGACCUGAAGAUGUGGCCUGUGAUUUCUGCAGUGGGAGAAAACUGAAAUCUGUCAAGUCCUGUCUUCAAUGUCUGGUUUCUUACUGUCAGAUUCACCUCCAGCCUCAUUUUGAAUCACCUUCAUUUAAGAAACACAAGCUGGUGGAGCCCUCCAAGAAGCUCCAGGAGAACAUCUGCUCUCGUCAUGAUGAGGUGAUGAAGAUGUUCUGCCGCACUGAUCAGAAGUCCAUCUGUCAUCUCUGCUGUUUGGACCAACACAAAGGUCACGACACAGUCUCAGCUGCAGCAGAAAGGACUGAGAGGCAGAAAGAUCUGAAAGAAAACAUCCAGCAGAGAAUCAAGGACAGAGAAGAAGAUGUGAAGCUGCUCCAACAGGAGGUGGAGGCUAUCAACGGCUCUGCUGAUAAAGCUGUGGAGCACAGCCAGAAGAUCUUCAACCAGCUGAUCCGUCUGAUGGAGAAACGCCGCUCUGAGGUGGAGCAGCAGGUCAGAUCCCAGCAGGAACGUGAAGUGAGUCGAGUCAAAGAGCUUCAGGAGAAACUGGAGCAGGAGAUCACUGAGCUGAAGAGGAAAGACGCUGAUCUGCAGAAGCUCUCACUCACAGAGGACCACAACCAGUUUCUGCACAGCUACCCCUCACUGUCAGAACCGGGUCAACCUGCAGACUCAUCCAGAAUCAACAUCCGUCCUCUGAGAUACUUUGAGGAGGUGACAGCAGCUGUGUCAGAGCUCAGAGAGAAACUCCAGGAUCUUCUGACAGAGACGUGGACAAACGUCUCACAGGCAGUGACUGAAGUGGAUGUUUUACUGUUAGAACCAGAACCCAAGACCAGAGCUGAUUUCUUAAGAUAUUCACAAAGAAUCACACUGGAUCCAAACACAGCACACAGAUGGCUGAAAUUAUUUGAUGGAAACAGAAGAGCAACAUGGACAAGACAACGACAGUCUUAUCCUGAUCAUCCAGACAGAUUCACUGAUUAUCUUCAGGUCCUGAGUAGAGAGAGUCUGACUGGACGUUGUUACUGGGAGGUGGAGCGGAGAGGGAUAGGGGUUGGUGUAGCAGUCGCAUACAAGACUAUCAGGAGAGACGGGAACUCAGAGGAUUGUAGAUUUGGAGAAAAUGACAAAUCUUGGAGGUUAUUCUGUUCUAAAGACAGUUAUCAAUUUGUUCACAACAAAGUCUGCACUCGUGUCUCAGGUCCUCAGUCCUCCAGAGUAGGAGUGUACCUGGACCACAGAGCAGGUAUUCUGUCCUUCUACAGCGUCUCUAAAACCAUGACUCUCCUCCACAGAGUCCAGACCACAUUCACUGAACCUCUACAUGCUGGACUGAUGUUAGGCUGGUUUGGAGACUCUGCUGAGUUUAUAGAAGUGAAAUAAAGAGAAUUUUGAGUCCAUCAGACCAAAAUCAUGGACUGAGAUCCUUGAACUCUUGAAAUGUUCUGGUUUGUAAAUGUUUGUGGAUCAGUCUCACCAAAAACUCUGGGUUUAGUUCUUCAUUUCAGCUUUUUGAUUCUUUUCUAAAGAUGCUGAUUUGGUCGCAGCUUUAAGGACAGUGAUUGUGGAGAACUUUGAUUGUUUGUAUUUCUCAUGUUGAAAAAUCUUCAUCAAGUUUGAUAUCAACAACAUCAAGAUGAUGGUUUGUUCAAAUCACCUUCAGUUGGUGCAGAUGUUGAAGGUCUGAGACUUUAGAAAAAAGUGAGGUCAAAAUCACAGAAAAAGGACGACCUUAUUUCCUGUCCCAAAUCCAAGCGUCUAAAGUCUUUCCAGUCGUCCCCAAAAACUCUUCAGAUGAUCUGUUUCUUUCUCUGUUUGCUGAAUAUUUGUGUUCAUGUGAUCGAUGGAUAUUUCUGUCUGCUUCUGUUGGAUCAGUGUGUUUGUAAAGACAUCUAGAAUCAGACUUUGGACAGAUCUACAUGUUGUUAUGAGCUUUUCAAUCACUCUAAUAAUAAUAAUCACAUUUAUUAGUCCGACUGUUUGGAUGUUUCUGACUCAGCUCAGAUUGUGGUCAAGUCUCUGAUUGUGAUCAGAAAAAAAAAUCAUAAAAAUCCUCAAACUGAGUCAUUGAAAUCACCUCGUCUGUUUGUCUUUAUUGUGUCUGUUUCUGCUGGAUGUCAUGUUACCGGUCCGUCUGGGUCAUGGAUCCAUGUGGUCUUACAUGUCCCAGAUGUGAGUCCUGCAGCUGGAUCAGGUUUUCUGUAGAGGACAAAGACAGGAGGCAGGUUGUGUGUCUUUUUGAUUUGAUGUAACCAGACUAGUCCUGUUGAGAUCAUCAAUCUCUUUUUCAGGGGGGGUCCUGACCAAGAAUGGCAGCAAAAAACAAACACACUCAGACUCACACAGAUCCACAUCAGCAACAAGAACUCAGUGUUCAUAUGAGAGAGUCCAGCUGAUCUCUAGUCUAAGGAAAGAAGUCUGGUCCACAAGAAGAAAACCGACUUAAAGGUGAAGUAGACAGGAAUCUGUUAAAGAAGCAUCUUUUUAUUUUGUGGUUUUUAUAUAAAAAUCUUUAAAUAUCAGUCAAUAGUUAUUAGUUAUUGAUGACAUUUGGUAAUAUAUCGAUAUCUCUGUGUUCUCUUAUGUCUGUGUCGUCAACAUUUGAACAUUUUUGAGCGGUCCGCUCUUUCUGACUGUAAACAAAGCCGUUCUCCACCUCCUCUAACCUGAUUGGUUGUGAGGCAGACUGCCGACACAAGCAAGAAAACAGUCAACCAUAAUCAGUCAACAAGAAAACAGACAACACCAAAACAGUCAGCAAAAAACAGUCAACACCAAAAGAGUCAACAAGAAAACAGUCAACCAUAAACAGUCAAAACCAAAACAGUCAACAAGAAAACAGUCAACAAGAAAACAGUCAAAACCAAAACAGUCAACAAGAAAACAGUCAACAAGAAAACAGUCAGCAAAAACAGUCAACAAGAAAACAGUCAACCAUAAUCAGUCAACAAGUAAACAGUCAACAAGAAAACAGUCAACCAUAAACAGCCAACACCAAAAGAGUCAACAAGAAAACAGUCAACAAGAAAAAAGUCAACCAUAAACAGUCAACAAGAAAACAGUCAGCAAGAAAACAGUCAACAAGUAAACAGUCAACCAUAAACAGCCAACACCAAAAGAGUCAGCAAGAAAACAGUCAGCAAGAAAACAGUCAACAAGUAAACAGUCAACAAGAAAACAGUCAACAAGAAAACAGUCAACAAGUAAACAGUCAACAAGAAAACAGUCAACAAGUAAACAGUCAACAAGAAAACAGUCAACCAUAAACAGCCAACACCAAAAGAGUCAACAAGAAAACAGUCAACAAGAAAAAAGUCAACCAUAAACAGUCAACAAGAAAACAGUCAGCAAGAAAACAGUCAACAAGUAAACAGUCAACCAUAAACAGCCAACACCAAAAGAGUCAGCAAGAAAACAGUCAGCAAGAAAACAGUCAACAAGUAAACAGUCAACAAGAAAACAGUCAACAAGAAAACAGUCAACAAGUAAACAGUCAACAAGAAAACAGUCAACCAUAAACAGCCAACACCAAAAGAGUCAACAAGAAAACAGUCAGCAAGAAAACAGUCAACCAUAAUCAGUCAACAAGAAAACAGUCAGCAAGAAAACAGUCAACAAGAAAAAAGUCAACCAUAAACAGUCAACAAGAAAACAGUCAGCAAGAAAACAGUCAGCAAGAAAACAGUCAACCAUAAUCAGUCAACAAGUAAACAGUCAACAAGAAAACAGUCAACCAUAAACAGCC